AUGCAAGGCUCCGUUGGUUUCGGGGGAGCAAUAGCGUCUUCUUUAGAAGGUGAUCGUGAGGGCCUAGCUGGAAGUGCGAAGCCGGUGGAUGGUGCGGCUAGUGCCAGGGUGGCUACAAUAAAAAAUGGAGAUGUGAGAAAUGGCGACUCCAGAGACAGCGAGUUCAGCAAUGUGAAUCUCGGAUCUGUGAGCGUUGUUUCUGACGAACCACCCAGUGGAAGAAAGAUUGGCGCUGGCCAUUCCAGGGAGCCCUCAGAGUCCACCUACAGUUUCCUGGAUUUCUACACUUCCAACGGAAGUCCCCCGCGGGAAGACGAAUCCAAGAGGGAAGAACCUGUUCAAGAGGAACCGUUUUUGGUAGUUUCGAAGCGCGGAGAAGAACCUGACGAUGCGAGAUUAGGUUCCACCAAGGCCAUACCGAAGAGAACAGAGUCUCUGAUGUCUACGAGAACAUCGCGAAAUUCGGCCGAGAGGAUUCGAAGCAAUAUUGAGUCAGAUCUGAAAAGCAGUUCAGCAUCUCACCUGCCUUCGGUGAAAAACACUGGGCAGCUCAAGAGAACAUCCUUCCUGACCAGUGAUAGAGAUAGAUACGGCUUCAAGAAAACAAGCAACCACAUAUCGGAAUCCAAGUAUAAUGCUUGGUGGAAGGAAUAUUCGGUUUAUGUGGUACGCAGGAAGAUGAAGUGGGAGAAGUUUAUGAAUAAGAGUGGUUUAUCUGGCCAUUCUUCAGGAGCAUCUUUCAAGGCGCCGUCUCGGUUCCCCCCAAAGUCUGAUGACCUCAAGAGGUUUGUUAGAAAGGGAAUACCCGCAGAAUGGAGAGGGAAUGCUUGGUUCUAUUUUGCGAAGGGACCUGAGAAAUUGAAGGAAAACAAGGGAAAGUACGACCGUCUCGUAGAAGAGACGUUGAAUCUGGUGAAUGAAAAUACAGAGGCUAUCGAGAAAGAUUUGCACAGAACGUUUCCAGAUAACAUCUACUUCACCAACAAGACAUCUGUUAACCAGGAAACUGGUCUGGUAGAGGAGUCCGAGUCUCCUCUCAUACAGUCAUUGCGUAGGGUGCUCUACUGUUUCUCGCAACACAACCCUGCCAUUGGCUAUUGCCAAUCUAUGAACUUCAUCGUUGGGUUGCUACUGAUAUUUAUGGAGGAAGAAAAGGCGUUUUGGAUGCUGGUAAUCAUCACUGAGCGUCUUUUGCCUGGGAUCCACGAUAUCAACCUUGAAGGUGUGAGCGUUCACCAGGGUGUCCUCCUAACAUGCAUCAAACAGUACCUACCACAAGUCUGGACAGUCAUCAACUCCACGAUAAAGGACAAGCAAAACACUGACAUUCUAUUAGAUUUACCGCCACUAUCAUUCUGCACUACGAGUUGGUUCAUGAGCAUUUUCAUCGGGGUAUUGCCUAUAGAAAGCACAUUAAGGGUAUGGGACUGUCUAUUUUACGAGGAUACAAAGACCCUGUUUAGGAUAAGUCUGGCAAUUUUCAAGAUUCUGGAACCGUCCUUGAUAUCGGCUGCGCAAACAGCCAAGAGUCGCCAUAGGCAUUCCAGUCGUUCGAGCAUUUACAGCAAUGAUUCAGACGAUGCAGACAUGGUGACGGCCGAGCUGUUCCAGUUGAUCCAAAACACGCCAAAAACACUUCUUGAUGCAAACUCGCUCAUGGAAACGUGUUUCAAGAAGUACAACGGGUUUGGACACGUUUCGCAGGACGAGAUCAACAACUGCAAGAAGUACGUUGCCAAUAAAAGACAGAGGUAUCACGAGAUGAUACAGAAAAGAACCUCGGCUUUUGGAUCAGACGUCGAUCGCCGCGCGCUUUCUGAAGAGGAGCGUCGGAGAUUGUUGGCAGAAUCCAUGGGAUUGUAUGCUGAUAAGAAGGUCGGUCUUCGGGCUUCGAAUUGGAAUGGAAGGUUGAGCGGAAGGGUCAAAAGGAUACAGAGCAGGCUCAGUUGA
Messenger RNA from Kuraishia capsulata CBS 1993, 1950 nucleotides. RefSeq lists its product as uncharacterized. The record is from RefSeq and is a predicted model, not a curated record. The transcript has a single exon. The coding region runs from base 1 to 1950 and encodes 649 amino acids. Lineage: Eukaryota; Fungi; Ascomycota; Pichiomycetes; Pichiales; Pichiaceae.